Penicillium oxalicum is the source of this 225-nucleotide messenger RNA. RefSeq lists its product as uncharacterized. The transcript has a single exon. The record is from RefSeq and is a predicted model, not a curated record. Lineage: Eukaryota; Fungi; Ascomycota; Eurotiomycetes; Eurotiales; Aspergillaceae. The coding region runs from base 1 to 225 and encodes 74 amino acids.
AUGACUGAAAAAAGCAGCGUCUCCUUCCGAGCAGAGUACAAGACGGCUGUCGAGGGCCUUUUAGAAACACUCAGAUCCGAUCCAAAGUCCACCUACUCAUCCACUGAUCUCACGGAGCUCAGGGUCACCCUUGAAGCGUUCAACCCUGAAGAUCCAGGCUUCAUUGCGUUGCACGCCUGUCUAUUCAAGCCUUCAGUCCGAGGAACUCCAAAAUUUCAUCUUUGA